Lobosporangium transversale is the source of this 761-nucleotide messenger RNA. RefSeq names its product mitochondrial ribosomal protein subunit L20-domain-containing protein. Gene Ontology annotation, cellular component: mitochondrial large ribosomal subunit. The record is from RefSeq and is a predicted model, not a curated record. Lineage: Eukaryota; Fungi; Mortierellomycota; Mortierellomycetes; Mortierellales; Mortierellaceae. Gene Ontology annotation, molecular function: structural constituent of ribosome. The transcript has a single exon. Bases 118 to 684 code for a protein of 188 amino acids.
CAUUAACCUACUCUCAGUUUCCGUAAUUUCAGGAAAAUCUGACAAACCAGCGGGAUUAAAUCCACAAUAUCGUGAUUUUGCUGUAUUUUCCUAGUAGUCGACAUAAUACAUUAAACAAUGUUUAAGCCAACAAUUACUCAGUCUGUACCAGCUUUGGCUCGUGGAUACGGCACAAAUGUCACACGCACACUCUUUCCUCGUCACUACCGUCUUCGUCACAAAGUCAAUAGUGAGGCCGAUGCAACGCCUCUCAAGGACGGUUCAUUGUUUAUUCGUCGCCCUACAGCCGGACCUACAACUUCGAUUCUCUCUUCUACAAAUCCUUCUCCUGCUUCGGUCUCCUCAAGGACACCAGGCUCCGCCACAUCAACACCUUUGACACAUCCAGACUUGCCACCUGCUUUGAAUGCUGAUAAGGCUGCAGCUCGUCCUGAAUUCGCCACAUUAACAGAGGAGCAGAUUGCAGAGAUGCGUGCACUUCGAUUGGAGGACCCCACCAAAUAUACACGAUCAUACUUGGCAAAAAAAUACAAUGUCAGUGAUCUGUUUGUCAAAUGCUAUGUUCCUGCAUCAAAAGAAGUUCAGGUUGCAAGGAUCAAGGCUCAACAGCGCGCGUUUAGGAACAAAGGGUGGAAGGCACAGGAAAUCAUUAUCCAGAGACAGAAGCGCCGUGAGUUGUGGUAGAAUAGGUUCAGAAAAAAAAAAAAGGAUAGGGUAUUGGAAUUUUAUAGAGAUCAAUCGGGGAUGCAUAUGGACCAGUG